GGUGCAGGUCUGAGAACCCAUGUCCUGGAUAAUCAAUGCCUUGACUCACACUUCUGUACCUGUUGUUGAUUUUUUUACCUUAAAUCCAUUCCUGUGUUGUUACCGCAUCCGCAUACCACUACCCAAUAUAGGUUUGGAAAUAAGUUGGAAAACAAACCUUAAUUUCUCAUUAUUAAAUAUUUGUAUAUUAGUUAUUUGAAAACUGGCACUAGGAGUUGUAGGAGGCAUUGUUGUUAUCAAUGUGGAACCAAGCAGCCAUUGGCCAUUUCUUCUUAGUUCUUUCUGGGAAAUUUCAGCAAUUUUGGUUGUCAGUUUCUCUUGAGAUUGCAUUACGAAGAAGCUGAACGUCUUGGCAGAAUGCUACUUUUUUCACUACAUUUUCUACCUUGCUACCAGAGAGUCUUGAGUCUGUCAUAAGUCAUGACUUGUUGCUUCUGACCUUGUUUUGAUCCAGUUAUGGUGCAAAUACAGAGACUAUUGGACUUCUAACCACAAUGUGUUUUCCAUUAACUUUGUACCAGUUCAGGAACCCGUAAUUCACAAUGCGGUCUCCCUGUGGUGCGGUUUCUGCUCCCAUAUCCGUAUGACCAGUUGGGUAUGACCAGUUGGAUAGAACUCAGGUUUGCUAUAUUUUCUUGCAAAAGAAACUGUCUUUGUACUGCAGUUUUUGUAUCUGUUGAAGCCUUAUUAAGGUCAUGUUUGGUUGGUGGUAAUGGUUAUUACUUGGUCAAACUAUAAAAACAAGAUAAAUUUAAUAAAUUUCUUCUGGAAGUUAGGAAUAGCUAAGCCUUAAUAUUGAUAAUUUUUUUACUAAAGUAAGGGAUGAAUGAGGAAUAUUCAUUCCUUCCAUUUUUCAAGGAAUAAGUAUUCCUUAAUUCUUUUCUAAAUUAAAGAUAAAUUAGAUAUUAAGGCUGAAUUAUUCCUAACUUCUUAAUGAAACUUUAUUCCUUUUAGCUUGUUUUUAUAGUUUGACAAAAGAAUAGUCAUUAACACCAACCAAACAAGCCAUGAGAGCUGCAUACAUAAAACAUAUUUGCUAAA
Rubroshorea leprosula is the source of this 1041-nucleotide messenger RNA. Lineage: Eukaryota; Viridiplantae; Streptophyta; Magnoliopsida; Malvales; Dipterocarpaceae. The record is from the annotation of a GenBank genome assembly.